AUGAUAGUUGAACAAUGUACAAUGAUGAAAGGAGAAUUAAAUAAAAUGAGAAUCGAAAUGGAUCAUGAAACUCAGAAACAAAAUCAAAAUUUAAUGUCUGAAGUUUCUACUUUGAAAAAGGCUGUUGUAAAACUAGAAAAAUCAAAGGAGAGACUCGAGUACGAUUAUGAAAAGAAACUGUCGCAUAUCAUCAAGAACAAAGAUAUGGAAAUAAAAGCCUUGCAUUUACAACUGCAAAAACAAAAAAAUGAAUUGUACACAUCUCUGAGUAUAAAGAAGCAAAAUGAAGUGGAUAAUAUAGUUUCUAUAUUAGAGGAGCGAUAUAAAACGCUUUUGGCAGAAACAGAAGCAAUGUCAGAAUCUAAAAUUCAGGAGUAUCUUAUGGUACUGAGCGCCGUAAAUUUUAUUUAAAAGUAAUCUAAAAAUAUACGCAAUAAGAUAAUAAUAAUGGUUAUUACAAAUUUUAGAGAAUAGCUAUUCUUGAAGAUCAAGUACUUAAUAUGAAGAAAUUUGAGUCGACCUUAUAGCGUAGUGAUUUCGUAAUAGUUUAUAGUAGAAUAUAAUUAUAUAAUUGUAAAUUAUAUAUAUGUUUGUUCUUAAUAAAGGGUACAAGAAACGA
Molecule: messenger RNA, 619 nt
Organism: Bombus huntii
Lineage: Eukaryota; Metazoa; Arthropoda; Insecta; Hymenoptera; Apidae
Exons: 2
Coding region: 1-411 (136 amino acids)
Source: RefSeq, a predicted model, not a curated record